GUAGCCCUCAAACUUCCACUUGAGCCCCGCCUACCUCGAACUAUAACUACCGCAAGCAGCCAUUCAACCACCCUCGUCCUAGUCAUCCUCACUUUCUUCCCAUGCCCUCUGAAUACCUACUCGGUGAUUCUCCGCCGCUUGAAAUUCAGCCAUCUCAAGUGAAGCUAUGUGCUCAGUGUCAUCAUUCGGUGGACCCAGGGGCAUACGUUUUUAUUCCAGGAGCAGAGGCUAUUCUCUGUGCUGGGUGCCUUUCUUCACGCUCACCAGUGAUACAGCAAUCUUCACCAAUUGAUGUUGAUCCUCGGUCUACCCCACGGCCCUUGUUUUCCACGCGAGAAGAUAGCGGAAUAAGCUGCUCAUUCGAUAGCGACAUUGAGAUAGCCUCCUCCGACUGCACGACGCAACCCGACUGUCUCUAUCAUGAGAGAGAGAUAUCCUCUUCAUUCCCAUCCAAGCCAUCAUUGCCAACAGGCAACGUCACAACUCCCUCCGUUGUCAUUUCCCAAAAUCCAGUGUCUUCGUCGUCCUCCCCUGCCACCACCAGCUAUCAAAGGAGGAAUAAUCGGGCCUCACUUUCCCCUAGUCCACUUACAGAUAUAACGCAUCUACGUGUGCGGUCGCAAGGGUAUCACUGUCUGUACCCUGGCGCUACCUUCCAGGGUACACAGAAGAGUGGGAGGAACAGCUACGAAGUGAAUGUUACGAUUGUGGAUGUCGACUUUUCAUCCUCAUUCCUAUGCGGUUAUCUUCGCAUUUGUGGUCUCACCCAUGACUGGCCGGAAUUGACUACCUACUUUGAUGCGGAGAUUAUAGGGAGUCGGUAUGGAUUCUUGACGCAAAGCUGGGGAGCAACUGAACAAGAGGACCUUGUACACUGGUCUCGUUUCCCCGCAUUCCGACAUGUGAAGCAUGAACUUCAGAAACCUCAGUUGACGAUGUGUGAUAGGGAUCGAGGAGCUGUGUUCAUGAGGUGGAAGGAGAGGUUCUUGGUGCCAGACCAUCGGGUACAGGAUAUUAGUGGUGCGAGCUUUGCUGGUGAGUGGUCGCGUUAUUGGCCUGGCAGUGACACUGAGCUUUUUGCUAGGCUUUUAUUAUGUCUGCGUCGAUUUCAACCCUUCGACAUCAAAACUUUCAGAACAUGAACCCAUGCCGUUGACACCUGAGAAUGGCGAAGUGGACACUGCUACGCUGUCAUCUCCAUCCAAAGUGGACUGCUCCCGUCGACGUGAUUCGAGUACUCGACGACGGGGGCGCUCGACUUCUGCUACUCGGCCUCACACCACACCUGUGGCGACCAUGAGUGGAUUUUAUUAUCAUCAAAAUUCAGAACCGUACCAACAACUUUCGUUGUGUCAUGUGCCAGAACGUACUAGCUCCAGUUCUGAGUUUGCCUGAGGACUCGACAAACGGAGGCUCACUACGGACGACAAUAGCUCGGUGGCAAUGUUUACCCUACUCUCGACUUCUCAUACCGUAUACUCUCUAUACCUGUUCUGUACUAUCAGUUUCGUUAUCUCAUUUGCUGUCGUUUCCGUUCCUUAGUAGCCGACGGGACGUUAUUACCUCCGUCGGAGCGAAUGCUACCUCCGC
Molecule: messenger RNA, 1590 nt
Organism: Marasmius oreades (fairy-ring Marasmius)
Lineage: Eukaryota; Fungi; Basidiomycota; Agaricomycetes; Agaricales; Marasmiaceae
Exons: 3
Coding region: 102-1142 (346 amino acids)
Biological process (GO): proteasome-mediated ubiquitin-dependent protein catabolic process; negative regulation of gluconeogenesis; protein catabolic process in the vacuole
Cellular component (GO): extrinsic component of membrane; GID complex
Source: RefSeq, a predicted model, not a curated record